AUGUUCGACUGCGGUCCAAAGGCUCCAUAUAUUGCUGGACAGAGGGACAAGUUUUUAAGGCUGGAUGAUCUGGACUCGAGACUAUCAUCCCCUUCAUCUUCAGUGCCGACCAACAAAUGCAACUUUGGUAUCGAUGGUUUGGGACGUGGCAACAACAUAUCUCAUGCUCCGUCGAGAUCUUUCAAAAAAGGUGUAAAAAAGGGAUCUCAGGGACUAAAAUCUAUUGGCCGGUCCCUUGGAUUCGGUGUCUCACGGGCCGUAUUCCCGGAGGACCUCAAAGUUUCCGAGAAGAAGAUAUUCGACCCGCAAGACAAGGUCCUCACGAUCUGGAACAAGCUUUUUGUGAUGUCUUGUAUCCUGGGUGUGUCUGUAGACCCCCUUUUUUUCUUUCUUCCAGUCUUCAACAAGUCGUCAAACUGCUUGGACAUAGACAGGAAAUUGGCCAUCACAGCCACCACACUUCGUACAUUGGUUGAUGUAUUCUAUCUUAUUCACAUGUGUCUCCAGUUCCGGACGGCUUAUAUUGCGCCUUCGUCUCGGGUGUUUGGCCGGGGUGAACUUGUGAUAGACACUGCAGAGAUUGCCAAGAGAUACUUGAAGUGCUAUUUUAUAAUCGAUUUCCUUGCCGUGCUACCCCUUCCACAGAUUGUUGUGUGGAGAUUUCUACAGAGGUCAAAAGGCUCGGAUGUACUGACUACAAAGCAAGCACUAUUUUUUAUCAUUUUGCUUCAGUAUAUUCCCAGAUUUGCCCGAAUUUUGCCACUAACUUCUGAACUGAAAAGAACUUCCGGUGUCUUUGCUGAAACUGCUUGGGCCGGUGCAGUUUCUUAUUUGCUGCUAUACAUGCUUGCUAGCCACAUAGUAGGGGCCCUCUGGUACUUGUUGUCUGUGGAACGUAAUGACACAUGCUGGCAGAGGGCUUGUAAACACAGUGGGAGUUGUAUCACAGAUUUCUUGUACUGUGGAAAUCAAAGGAUGAAUGGUUACAAUACUUGGAGCAACAUUAGUGAAUCUGUUUUAACCUCAGCUUGUCCUGUGGUUGAUGAGAAAAAUUCGCCAUUUGAUUUCGGAAUCUUCAGGCAGGCUUUAGCAUCCGGGAUAGUUUCAUCAAGGAAGUUCUUGUCCAAGUACUGUUACUGUCUGUGGUGGGGCCUGCAGAAUUUGAGCACACUUGGACAAGGCCUUGAAACCAGCACUUAUCCUGGGGAGUCUUUAUUCAGCAUAGCGCUUGCUAUUUUCGGACUCAUUCUCUUUGCAUUGUUGAUUGGGAAUAUGCAGACAUACCUGCAAUCACUUACUAUUCGACUGGAAGAGAUGAGGGUGAAAAGGCGUGACUCGGAGCAAUGGAUGCAUCAUCGGCUGCUACCGCCCGAUCUGAGGGAGCGAGUGAGGCGUUAUGAUCAGUACAAAUGGCUGGAGACUCGUGGGGUCGAUGAAGAGAGUCUUGUCCAGAGUCUGCCCAAAGAUCUCAGACGAGACAUCAAACGUCAUCUGUGUCUGGGUUUGGUGAAGAGGGUGCCGCUGUUUGAGAAGAUGGACGAGCGACUUCUAGACGCGAUCUGCGAGCGGCUGAAGCCGUGCCUGUACACGGAGAGCAGCUACAUCGUGCGUGAGGGUGACCCUGUGGACGAGAUGAUCUUCCUAAUCCGCGGCCGCCUCGAGAGCGUGACCACCGACGGUGGCCGAAGCGGCUUUUUCAACCGCAGCCUCUUAAAAGAAGGUGACUUCUGCGGGGAGGAACUCUUGACUUGGGCCCUCGACCCAAAGUCGGCCUCCAAUCUCCCCUCGUCCACUCGCACUGUGCACGCACUCUCAGAGGUCGAGGCCUUUGCCUUGUCGGCCGACGAGCUCAAGUUUGUGGCCGGCCAGUUCCGGCGUCUCCACAGCCGGCAGGUGCAGCACACUUUCCGAUUCUACUCUCAGCAGUGGCGCACUUGGGCCGCCUGCUUCAUCCAGGCCGCUUGGCGACGCUAUUCCAAGAGGAAGCUCAGAAGAAAGGAGGAGGAAUUGGCCGCCGCUGGUGGGGGGUCAUACAGUAUUGGGGCCACUUUCCUGGCGUCGAGGUUCGCAGCCAAUGCCUUGCGCGGGGUCCACAGGAACCGGAAUCUCAAGAGCACAAGGGAGUUGGUUAAGCUGCAGAAACCUCCGGAGCCUGAUUUCACCAUUGAUUGA
Molecule: messenger RNA, 2172 nt
Organism: Striga hermonthica
Lineage: Eukaryota; Viridiplantae; Streptophyta; Magnoliopsida; Lamiales; Orobanchaceae
Source: the annotation of a GenBank genome assembly